Molecule: messenger RNA, 4976 nt
Organism: Solea senegalensis (Senegalese sole)
Lineage: Eukaryota; Metazoa; Chordata; Actinopteri; Pleuronectiformes; Soleidae
Gene: pom121
Product: POM121 transmembrane nucleoporin
Exons: 13
Coding region: 18-3566 (1182 amino acids)
Biological process (GO): protein import into nucleus; RNA export from nucleus
Cellular component (GO): nuclear pore
Molecular function (GO): structural constituent of nuclear pore
Source: RefSeq, a predicted model, not a curated record
GCGCAGCAUGACGGGAUAUGAGAAUCCUCCGGCGGCGCGCUGCCGCCAUGUCACCUAGAGAGAAACGUUUAGCGCUUAUUUCGUCUCUAGUCGUAGUUUUUCUGGCUCUUUAUUACAUCCCAGCCUUUUUUUACGUCACUUUAAUUCUUGCCGGUUUUUGUUUUGUGUGUUUUUGCCAUAGCGGAGAACCGCUUCCCGCCAGGUUAGGCCUCAAUCCGCGGGCUGGACUGAGGGACCCUGCUGCGCUCGGGCGGCGGUUGCUGGGUUGGGGGGUGACCGGCGUGUCGGUGGCCACACGGGGGAAAACGAAGAGUAGUGGCGACAGAGCCGAGCACCGGGAAACCGGGGGACGCUUCAGACAAAGGCCCGACGAAACUGGGAUUUAUCGCAAGGAGUCCUUGGCAAGUGACUCGUUUCUUUUUAGUCCUCGGGAUUUCCUCAUGGGUAGCUACAUCGGGAAACCCGAAAGCCCAGCCGCGGAGUUCGUGAGGCCGAGGGCAGGCAGAAAUCCCCGAGAGCAGCUGCGGGAAAAGCUUUCCAGACCCAACCAUGCCGUCUGCACUCCAAACCGGAGGCUGUCAUUCGCUGGGGAGCCUCCUGGCACAGUGGGCAGGUUCACCAUAACACCACAGCGCCACUACCCCCUGCAGCAGCCAGGUAUGUCUUCUGUGGGAAUCCUACCUCCUGUCAAGUGGGAUGGCUUCAGGAAGAAGAACAUCCUCAGUCCACUAAACUCACCAACUGCUCACAGUCCUGUCACUGUGAAGAUCGCCAGGCCCAUCCACAACACCCCCAGCUUUGACCACCUGGGCUGCGCUGGGCUCCCCAGGGCCCCUGCAGAUCCCUGCGCCAGAGAAAGUGUCCUCAGGGUGUUGAAAGAAAGCCGCAAGAGAGAAGUGGAGGAUGAGGACAGGAGCUUCAUGUGUGAGCAGAGGAGCAAACGAAGACGCAAUGACAGCAGUGGAAGUGCUCACUCUGCUUUUGAACCUCUUUUGCCCAAUGGUGCCCCAUCGCAGUUGGUCCCGAAGCCAGGAAGUCUGAAGAGAGGGAUGACCUCACUGGCAGAGGAGUCGAUCAUGAAGAGGUCUCGAACCUCCUCCAUUAGCUCCGGCAGUGCGAUCCACGCCCCCAGGGGAACCCCGGGGUCCAUGAGAAAUGCCAUCCUCAGCUCCUACAGUUCUUCACAAGGCUUUAGCCAGUGGAAAAAAACAUCAGCACACAGCUCCCCUCUCUCUAGCCCUGGAUCUUCUCGCUCUCAGACUCCAGAGGGAAUCUCCAAAAAGCCUAGAGAGGAUGACGGGCAGUCUCCCAGCUCGGCCUCCUCAGGGAGGUCAGACCAGGCGGCCUCUGUCAAGACACCUGUUACUUCUAAAUUGACCCCAGUCCCCAAGAUUCCUGUCACUGCGUCGACAGACUCGAUUGGUAGUGGUGGGAAGAGAAAAAGGAAAAUCCAGUUGGUGUCAAGCAACCGGGAUGAUCAAUUUUCUCUGCCUCCACCUUUGGAGCUUGGUUACAGCAUCACUGUGAAAGACCUGGAUGAAGAGAAAAAGGCUGCCAUUAGCAAGAUCCAGAAAGUAUUGGAGACACCUGCACCAGAGCCGGAGAAGACUGUCUCUCCUCCUGUUACCACUUCCACUCAGCCUGGCUCCUCUACCAGCUUCACCACCUCCAAAACCACCCUGAGCAGCCUUCUAGCAGCUCCUCUGCCGACAGCAUCCAGCUCUGCCACCCCAGUCAUCAACCUGGAUCCCAGCCCAAGCAUCAGUGUGAGUGCAGCACCCACAGCUUCCAACCCACUGCUGGAGGCUCUGAAGAUGAAGACCCACAUUCCUGCAAGCUCCACAUCUGCUGCCAGCACAACCACAGUGCCGGCGUCGACGACACCAAUGCAACCUAGUGGCUUUAACCUGAAAUCCACAACUGCAUUGGAUUCCCCACAGCCACCUCCCACCACCCAGUCCCAGUCCUCCACUGCCGCCUUUACUCAGGUUCUUGAUCAGGUCUUUAAGUCUUCCGGCAGCACCCCACCUGUAGCAGGAGCAGGCCUUUUUGGAUUGACCAGCCAGAGCAACACCCUCCCUGCAUCUAUAACCUCUGCCCCCGUCACUGGUACGACUGCAGCCGCCAGCAGCUCAGCGUCAGUCAGUAACACAAACCCUCUGCUGUCUUCAGGGUUCAAACCCCUCUUUCCUGUCACCGCCCCCUCAGCUACAUCAGCUCCAGAGACCAAACCUCCUGUCCAAGAUUUCAAGCCCAUUUUUGGAGGCGUCACUGCAGGGGCUGUUUUUGGACAGCCUGCAUCCCGCUCAACUACCAACCCAGCACCGGUUGUCUCCUCAAGUAGUACAUCCUCAAUGUUUGGUGCUCCAUCAAGCACCACCACAGCGGCCUCAUCUAUGUUUCCCAGCUUGACCAGCACCCUCACUGGAACAACCUCCACAAGCUCCCUCACCACGACCACCACCACACAGCCUGCAGCACAGCAGGGUGUGAAAUCCUUCUUUGGAAACUGGUCCACACCAUCCACCACAACAAGUACCAGCUCAGCCCCGGUGCAGGCCCCUAACACAGGGAGCACGUUUCAGUUUGGAGCUGUUACCACCACCACGACUGCUGCUACUGCUGCUGCAGCCGCUGUUGCUGCUGCUGCUGCAUCUGCUGCACCUGCCCUGGCUGCCUCUACCACAGCCUCCAGCAAUGGUACCUUUUCCUUUGGUGUCACACAGCCUGACCCUCAAGCUGCCAACAAGAAUGUUUUUGCUUUUGGUCAACCAGCAGCCAGCCAGAACGCAACCACGGUUUCAUUUGGUGGCUUUGCCAUGUCCAGUUCUGCACCCACCACUGCUACAGCCACCACUCAGCCCACUUUCGCAUUUGGAAAGCCAUCAUUUGAAGCGCCAGCAACACAGCCCACCUUUGGCUCCUCGGCAGCACAACCGAAGCCUUUCAACUUUGGAAGCGGUGCAGCAUCAUCCACACCUGCCUCGACCCCCGCCCCAGCUCCUUUUAAUUUUGGAGCUCCUGCUGCCACAACUGCAGCAAUGUUUGGGACCCCGGCUAAACCAGCAUUUGGAGCUGGUUCCACUGGCUUUGGUUUUGGUAACUCAGCCGCUCCCGCGGCUGCACCUUCAGCAGCACCUAGCUUUGGUGCAGCAGCCCAGACUCAGAACUCCUCCUCUGCUGCAUUCACAUUCGGUAGUGCCGCUCCUCAGCCAGCUUCCUCUGGCCCUCAGCCCGCUCCCAGUGGAUUUAACUUUGGUGGUGGUAUGCCAUGCCCUCAGUUUGGAACACCAGUCUCCAAUAAUCCUGCACCACACAUGGGAAACUUCAACUUUGGGGCUGCUGCUACUGACAAAUCAGCAUUUGGGACAUCGACCCCAUCCUUUGGCCAGAGUGCUGCUGUAGGUCCAAUUCCCUUUGGAAGUCCUGGAACUCCUGUCCAAGGCUUCAAUGCUGCUCCAUUUGGGUCUCCUGCGACUCCCUCCUUCUCCAUCGGUGCCGGAUCAAAGCCAUCUGGAGCACGCCAGAGGCUGCAGGCACGGAGACAACACAAUAGGAAGAAGUAGCAGCCUGCUACAUGUGUCCAUCAUCGCUUUCAGGGGACUUAAGCUGUUGCUGCUAUGGCUAACUGGGUGAAAACGGCUCUGUUUAAAGCUUGACAUCCCCAAACCAGGUCACCACCCUGCCCUCUGCUCCCCCCCACCUCCCUUACCCUCCCUUAUUGAAUGGGAUGUGCUGGCCCAAAACAUUGUGUUUGCAGAGGAGUUAGAAAGAGCACACCAGCUUGCCGAAUUCAUGCUGCCUGGACGACUACCCGACCCUGUGAGUGGAAUGUAGCAGUGAAAAGUUAGAAUCCAGAACAAUGUACAGUACUUGAAGCAAGAGGAGAGACCAUUGAGUCGUCUGAUUCCAAACAAAAGCAUAUCCAAAGUUCUUUUUCCUUUUUACAGUAUGAGGACACUCUCAUUGGUUCAUCGUGAGGAGAAAGUUGAGUCAGACAAAGACAUCGAGCCUUGGCUCAAACCUUUUUCUUUUUUUUUUUUUACAUGAAUAUUUGAGUACAUUCUGUCAAUGAAUCUGAGUAGUGUGAAAUGCACGGCUGAGUCAGAAAAAGUACACAACACUGCAGUGUAAAUUAUUUUUUUAAUUGGCUCUUGGACCCUGUAAAUGAAUGUGUGCGUGUGUCUGCACUAAAGGGCAACUUAGUAAAUGUCUUAAUGUAGUUAGUGAAGACCUUUUUGUGUUCUUGUUUCAUACUCUUUGUCAUUGCAAGCAUUCCUGGAGUCCUUUUGGACAACCUUGUUUUGGUAGUGAUUGCCAACACUGAUGUAAUUAAUAGGUCAGUAUGGGUUUGUGAUUGACUACUGUUGAUUUUUUGCUGUCAAACCAAAGCCAAUUCAAAUCCAUGCCUGUGAAAACAUUGUGUGACCUUUAUCCCAUCUUUCAAUUUUGAGAUGUUUGUUUUUGCCAGACUACCUCUCUUUACUCCCAGGCACUGAAUUCUUAGUCUUUGAAAAGUAACACAUCGGAUCGUGUUGACUAGAUCGAUGCAGCUUUACUUUUCACUUCUGUUAAUACAGGUUUAUCUUAAUAAAUACAACUUUCUUUCUUUUUUUACAUGUGCAAAACAACACAUUCUCCCCAUUUCAGAAUUGUCGCUGUCACAAGCGUACACUAGCGUACAAAGCAUUGAUGUAACAUCGAAUGCAAAAAAAAGAGGAAGAAAUACAUGCCAAUAAUUUUCACUAUGAUGCAGGGAUUUCUGUUGUCUUGAACGACUCUUAUUUGCACAAUGAAGCGACAAAUUCUGUCAAGAAAUACAAGCCCACUGAUGUCAGUAAUUUUAUCAGAAAUAUUUUCCAUGUAGAGAAACGAUCUCUUGUGAAAUGUGAGCAGUAGUUGAUGGAAGUUUUUCGUGGUUGAAUUUGAGUGAAUAAAACUUGAGUUUUGGAUAUGGAUGUUCCGGCAAGAACACA